This is a messenger RNA of Lampris incognitus (smalleye Pacific opah), 2667 nucleotides long. Its product is annotated as leucine-rich repeat-containing protein 14. The transcript has 3 exons. Gene Ontology annotation, cellular component: cytoplasm. Lineage: Eukaryota; Metazoa; Chordata; Actinopteri; Lampriformes; Lampridae. The coding region runs from base 156 to 1862 and encodes 568 amino acids. The record is from RefSeq and is a predicted model, not a curated record.
CAAAAUAUUCCCUGCCUUGACUCGGACAUGUAACCCCGUCCGCGACUUAAGGAGGAUAUAUUCCGAAACAGGUUUUUGUGGUUCUUUCUAGCCUAGCGUCAGUUGUUGAUAUCUUCUAUCCCCCCCAUCUAAAUUUCGUCCCGGCCUGUGCCACGAUGGUGCUUUCCUUAGUGAACCUGUGCGCCAAGGUGGUGGUGAGUGACCACAGUUCGUCGCCGCACUGGCUGAGCUGUGUGCCCAGGGAGCUGUACGGCUCCCUACUCGAUGCCGCCUUCACUGGCUGCCGACCGCUGGCCGUCGGUGAACUGGUUCAGCGGUGGCCCGAACGCACCCUGCGGGUCGGUGGCCGAAAGAAGCCCCGAAAAAGUCCUCCGAACCGGCUCUGCAUCCAGGCUCUCUUGCUCGCUGUCGUCAGAGGACUGACGGACCCAAGGUGUGUUCUGCAGGUGCUGGACCUUUGUGGACUGCAGGGUGAAGAGGGGGGAAUGGGAGACCCUAUGGGCGGUUGGUCUUUGACCGUGGCCCUUUGCAGCAUGGUUCUUCAGGCAAAGAUUGGCACUCAGAGGGAAAAAAGAAGAGAAGGGGAGCGAGAGAGGAAAAGGUUCCGGGCUAUGGAGAGAGAAAAGGAUUUGGUGAAGAAGGAGAGAGGGCAAGAAAACAAAAAAUCAGAGGAAGAGGCACGAAGUGGCAAUUCCAAUGGCACAGACACCAGGGAACCUGUGAGAAAUGGAGAGCAGGGCAUUGGAACAUCGGUGAUUUCUGGAGAGGAGCAAAAGAUAAAGGGGGUGAGGAGGAGGAUGGAAAUGGAAAGGAGAGAGAGUAAAGUGUCAGGAAGCAGAAGAGAGAGUGAGGAAAUUGAUAUAGACAGUGAGGUGGUGAUGCACGUAAGAGCUGAUCUUUUUGUCAAUGCCCGCUCAUGGGAGCGUGUGCGCUUGGCCAUGCGCACAGUGGGACCCCUCAAGCUCCAGUGCAGGUAUCUCCGGGUGGAGGAGCUCACUGUGUCGAGGAUCAAGACCCUGCUGGAACUCUUGCCCCGCCAGGGACUUCUUGGGUUGGAUGUCCGCUACAGCAGCCUUGGGGUGGCGGGGCUGACAGAGCUGCUGCCCCAACUCUCCACUUUCCCAGCGCUGAGUUCAUUCCGCUUGUACUACUGUAACCUGGAUCUCCACAGAGACCAGCCUGGGCAGGAGGGAACACUGAGGGAUCUGUCACUGGGUCUGGCACAGUUAAAACAACUAAGCCACCUCAGUUUCACUGCACUGCGCCUGCCAGGACAUUUACGCAUGCUGCUCAGCUCGCUGUCUCAGCCUCUGGAGGUACUAGAGAUGCCCUAUCUGAGCCUGAGCCCAUCGGACCUCGCCUAUUUGUCCUGUAGCCAACAUGCUUCCACACUGCAACAACUGGACCUGAGUGAAAACCGUCUGGAUGAAACUACGCUGCCAUCUGUGCGCCGCCUACUCUCCCAGGCCUCUGGCAACCUGCAGCACCUCUGUCUGAGUGGCUGUGGCCUGACAGACCGGCUAUUGGGAGCCCUCCUGCCCUCCUUGAGCUGCUGCCGGGCCCUGAAGAGCUUGGGCUUGUCCCUCAAUCCGCUCUCCAUGGCUGGCCUUCUGGACCUGGUAAGGACAGCUGUGAGAAUGCCCUCCCUCCGCCAGCUGCUCUACCCCAAUCCACUGGAAGACUACCAGCCAGGCCUACCUGAACUGCCGUCCAGCGCCCAGCUCUUAGAUUGGCCCCUGGACGAGCUCAUGGAAGUCCACGCGACACACAGCCAGCUGAACAGGGUGGUGACAGAGAGUGGUCGCUCUGACCUCUUCCUGACCUGCGACCUGAUCAACUAUGACAAAGACUUGGUGGAGUAGAACAGAGGCUGGGGGUCACUUCGCUCACUGGCAGAUAUCACAGCAAUGUAUACACACCUGACAAUCGAUCAUCAUCUUGCAUUUAAGUGUUUGUAAAAACACACUUGUAUUUUUUUUUUUUUGCUUUAUUUUCUAUAUUCAUUCCACGAGGAAAAAGUGGCAAACAAUAUGCCAUACUUCCAUCAUAUGGUGCGUGAGGAGUAAAUACAAUCUCUGCUUCUUAUGUAUUGAAUCAGUCAGCUUGUAAAGUGUCAGGAGCUACUAGUGCUGUAGUAAUGGGGAUACGGUGGUGUGUGUGUUGGGGGGAUUAAUUCUUUUUUUUUUGCCAAGCAGAGUUGUGGUAUGGUUGGAAUGGAGACAGAUCGUUAUGUUUCACUGGCUUAGGGUUACAGCUUGUGAACCCUUAUGCCUUUUAAAUCUGUCAACAACACUUUGUCUCUAAAUGGCAUGCACACAUCUGCAGGCUUACCAGGUUUGCAAAACCUUGAUAGAACAUGGAGGUGAAAAAACUUAUGGAUGUCACAUGGAUGUGCACACAAUUGGUCAAAUUUAAAUUUCCCGCGACAGCUGUCAGUGUUUCUGUUAAGAAAGCGUCAUUAACUAAAUCUAAUAUUUGUACAGUGUAAAAAAUGUCUUUCAAAGCUUCUCAUUUAGCUUAUCCAGUUCAGAAUUAAUGCUGCGUUUUCACUGUCUAUUUUCCAAUGUUCAAAAAAUUGUUCUUGUUCUUUAUUGAGCCUAAAAUAUCACAAAUAUCAGACAAAUCACAAUUGUACUGAAUGAAUAAGUUACGAAAUAAAACACUGUU